AUGACGUUCGGUUAUUCAGCCAUUCUACUACCACAAUUACAAUCCGCGGAAAAUCCAGAAAACACCUUAUCAAUCGAUAAAGAAGAAGCCUCCUGGAUAGCAUCCAUGGCCGCCCUUCCCAUGGCCAUCGGCUCCGCCUUCGGCGCCCUUUCCAUCGGAAAACUCGGCAGAAAAACCGCCCAUUCGCUCUCCUGCAUACCCACCUUAAUCGGCUGGCUGCUCAUCGGCCAUUCCACCGGCAUCCAGAUGAUCCUCAUCGGCCGUUUCGUCACCGGCUUCUUCGCCGGCUACCUGGCCAGCGCCACGGGGGUCUACAUCGGCGAGAUAGCCGAUCCGAAGCACAGGGGAUUCUUCUUGGGCGGAAUAUCCAUCUCCGUAUCCUCCGGUUUGUUCCUGUGCCACUUGAUGGGCACGUUCCUGACCUGGCGCACCACGGCCCUGCUUUGCGCCGUACUACCCUUGGUGAGCCAGCUGAUAAUAGUCUUCGUGCCGGAGUCCCCCUGGUGGCUGGUGGAUCGAGAUCGCCCGGACGAGGCCGAGCGGGCCUUCUACUGGUGUCGCGGCGUCACCGACGAAUCCAAGAAGGAGUUCGAGGCGUUGCUGGAGCGUCGAAGAGGGCUCGAUCAUACGGAGAGUCUACGCGAUGCUUUGGUACCGGAGUUUCUCAAACCUUUGGGAAUUAUAACGGUGUAUAUAGUGGCGAACCAAUGGGCUGGAAUCAACGCCAUCACCUUCUACUCGAUCACUGUAAUGAGAGAAACGAUAGGCGACGGUUUGAACGAGUACGCCGCCAUGUUGCUGGUGGAUUUCCUGCGGUUCUUCGUAUCGAUAGCGGCUUGUUUGCAGCUGAGGCGCUUCGGCAGGAGGCCUAUAGCUCUAGUGAGCGGCGUCGGUACUGCGGUGUCGUUGUUUACCUUAAGCGCUUACUUGUACGCGGUGAAGAGCUACCCGGAGACCAAAUGCAGGUACAUACCGAUCGCCUGUUUGGUACUUUACAUGGUGUUCGUGACGGGCGGCUUCGUACCGCUGCCUUGGGCGAUGAUGGGCGAGCUGUUCCCGUCGAAGCGGCGCAGCUUGGGCAGCGGCGUCGCCUCGUUCGCCGCCUUUUCGGCGUUCUUUUCGGUGGUGAAGACGACGCCGGGGAUGUUCGAACGGUUGGGCGCCGACGGUACUUUUCUGGUGUUCGGCGCCGUCGCCUUAUUCGGCACCGGCUUCGUCUACGCCUGUCUGCCGGAGACCAAAGACAGGACGUUGCACGAUAUCGAGGACGGGUUCAAAAAGCGCGUCGGCGGGAAGUCGUGA
Phyllotreta striolata is the source of this 1302-nucleotide messenger RNA. The record is from the annotation of a GenBank genome assembly. Lineage: Eukaryota; Metazoa; Arthropoda; Insecta; Coleoptera; Chrysomelidae.